This is a messenger RNA of Microplitis mediator, 1014 nucleotides long. It is a transcript of the gene Naa40, whose product is annotated as N-alpha-acetyltransferase 40. Gene Ontology annotation, molecular function: protein N-terminal-serine acetyltransferase activity; histone H2A acetyltransferase activity; histone H4 acetyltransferase activity. The coding region runs from base 135 to 758 and encodes 207 amino acids. Lineage: Eukaryota; Metazoa; Arthropoda; Insecta; Hymenoptera; Braconidae. The record is from RefSeq and is a predicted model, not a curated record. Gene Ontology annotation, cellular component: nucleus. The transcript is spliced from 4 exons.
GUAAGAAUAGUAACAGUAAACAUUUAAAAAUUUAAUAAAGUUGUGUUUUAAAAAAAAAAAUUAUUAAAUUGUUAUGAGCGACGAGUAAAAAAAACAUUGAUCAAGUAAAACGUGAGAACUAAAUUUAAUUUAAAAUGAAGAGUAAAAAAGGACAUAUAACAAGAAAACAACGCCUGGCAAAAAAGGAAGCAGAAGCUAAAGCGCUUGUAGACAAAGCAAACUCUCUUGUUGAUCCUCUUUCAUUGUUAGAUUCAUUUAAAUCUUAUACAACAAAUAGUAAUAUUAAAUUUAAUUUAAAAUGUCAUAAAGUAAAAGAAUUAUCAUCAGAAUUAUUGUCAUGGAUUUUUGAUCUUAUGGAGCGCAAUAUGAAGACACUUUAUGAACAAUCUCAUUGGGGGUGGAAUAAAAGUUCUAAACAUAAAGAACUGACUGAACCGACUGCUUGGUAUUUAAUUGCAUUUUUAGAUGACGAACCAGUUGGAUUUUCUCAUUUUCGUUAUGAUUUAGAUGAUAAAGUUGAAGUUUUGUAUUGCUAUGAACUGCAAUUAGAAUCAAAAGUAAGACGACAAGGUCUUGGACGAUUUAUGAUGAAUACUUUGGAGGCAUUAUCCGUUCAAAGUGCUAUGAAAAAAGUUGUUCUUACAGUUUUAAAGCACAAUCCAGAUGCUAAAACAUUUUUUCAAUCAUUAGGUUAUAAAGUGGACACAACAAGUCCAUCAGAUUGGGAAAAUCUAGAUUACCUUAUUCUAAGUAAAUAAAAUAUCACUGAUCAUCAUUAAUAUGUACUACUGUACUAUAAGCUUAAAAAAAAAUUUAUUAAAAAGAAAACGAACAUUAUUAGUAAUUUUUUACAUUAUUCUCUUCCAAUAAUUAAGUUACCUUUUGUAAACGGGGCUCUGUAAUGUUUCUACUCAAAUAAUAAUGGUAAAAUAAUAAAAAUAUAAAUAUUAUCUUUAUACAAUUUAAGACUGUGUUUUGUGAAAUAAAAUAGCUGAGAGCUGGUGAGGACAUAAA